AAAACAUGAAAAUAAUAUAGUACUAUUAUAGAAGAUAAAUAUCGUAAGUAUGAUUUGAUCAACAAAAAAAACAUUACUUUCUGUUGAAAGUUAAAACUUCGGAACAUGAACAACAACAACUCCAACUCCAACAACAACAUGCGAUCUGCAAAAUUGUUAACAUCAAAAUUUUCAACAUCAUUGUCCUUUAUUUUGCUUGCAAUUCGUGCAUCACAAAUUCAACAUCCUAGUACACAUCUUUCUUUCAUUGUUUCCAUCAACUUCCCUUUGAAUACACUCAAUCUUCACCAAAUCUCGAUUGAUACCCCAAAACCCACUUUCUUAUUUCAAAUAAAAAAAAAUUGAAUUUUGAACAAACCCACAUAACCAUUUUACAAAUCAAAAUCAUUAACGGUGUAAGAAGAAUCAUGGUUUUGUUUUCUUCUCAUAAGAGUACAAGUUUCUUCUUUGUGUUUCUAUGUGUUGCAGCACUUGGUUCGGUUUUUUUGGUGUGGCAGAAGAAUGUGAUUAAUUCUUUCUUUGUUUUGGGUGGUGUGGAGGUUCCGGUUUGGGAAUCACCGAAGCUGAGACCUGUGGUUUUUAAUUUGGUUGAUUUUGGUGGUGUUGGUGAUGGUGUUGCUCUUAAUACUAUGGCUUUUGAAAAAGCUAUUUCUGUUAUUUCUAAGUUUGGAGAUAAGGGCGGUGCUCAGUUGAAUGUGCCACCUGGUUUUUGGCUUACUUCACCUUUUAAUCUUACUAGUCAUAUGACUCUUUUUCUAGCUCAUGAUGCUGUCAUUCUUGCAAUUCAGGAUGAAAAUUAUUGGCCAUUGAUGCCUGCAUUGCCUUCAUAUGGGCAUGGUAGGGAGCAUCCUGGACCACGGUAUGGCAGUUUGAUUCACGGUCAACAUCUUAAAGAUGUUGUAAUAACAGGACAUAAUGGAACCAUAAAUGGACAGGGACAAACAUGGUGGACAAAAUAUCUCCAUAAGCUUCUCAACCACACAAGGGGGCCACUUGUUCAACUCAUGUAUUCUAGUGACAUUGUGAUCUCAAAUAUUACUCUACGCGACUCUCCCUUUUGGACUCUUCAUCCAUAUGACUGCAAAAACGUUACAAUAAAAAAUGUUACAAUAUUGGCUCCUGUAUAUCAUGCUCCAAAUACUGAUGGCAUAGAUCCUGAUUCUUGUGAGGAUAUGCUGAUAGAGGAUUGUUACAUAAGUGUCGGGGAUGAUGCAAUUGCAAUAAAAAGUGGAUGGGAUCAAUAUGGAAUUGCUUAUGGAAAGCCUUCUAAGAAUAUAAUAAUCCGAAACCUCGUCGUUCGUUCUAAUGUCAGUGCUGGUAUCUCAAUAGGAAGUGAAAUGUCCGGUGGAGUAUCUAAUGUCACCAUCGAGAACAUUCUUGUAUGGGAAUCUAGACGCGCUAUCAGGAUCAAAACCGCACCAGGUAGAGGAGGAUAUGUUCGCCAAAUAACUUACCGGAAUCUAACUUUCCAUAAUGUCCGUGUUGGAAUUGUUAUCAAAACCGAUUACAACGAACACCCUGACGACGGUUAUGACCCUUCAGCACUUCCAAUUCUCAGAGACAUAAGUUUCGCCAAUAUCCGCGGUGAUGGAGUUCGCGUACCGGUACGUAUUGAAGGCAGCAAAGAGAUUCCAGUUAGAAAUGUGACUUUCCAAGAUAUGAAUGUUGGAAUAACAUACAAAAAGAAGCAUAUCUUUCAGUGUGCCUUUGUGGAAGGUCGAGUAAUAGGGACCAUUUUUCCGAAACCGUGUCUGAAUUUUGAUCAGUAUAAUGAGCAAGGAGAGUUGGUUAACCAGGCUGUGUCACAGAAUAUAACAAAUAUAGAUUAUGAAAUUUGAGGUAUAUCAAACUCCUAGCUUCUGUUCCAUCAUUCUGCUGUAACUGCGGCAAUGUAGUUACAGCCUCAACCGUCCGUUGUUAAUGAAUGGUUGUGAUUGUUUUAUACAUAUAUAAUCUGCACCAUCCGAUCUUAAAUCGAUGAACGAGAUCAAUUACUGCGUGUAACCUCGUGAUAAUACUACAGCAGCAAAUCUAAAUCCCCUCAGUUUAUGUCGGAUUGUUUUUGUAUGAUCAUUUUUGUCAGGGGAUGGAACAGUCAAGUCAUGCCAUUUUUGUUGGUAAUUUCAUUUUCCAUAGUUUUCUUUAGGUGAUGAGUUGUAUAUAGAAAACUUUUUCAGUUGCUUACAUAAAUUUGUCAGAAUUUCACAAAUGCACAAAUUGUUAUGAAAUACAGAUACUGAUAUCACGGGUACCAGACAGACAUGACACUGUUAGGGCCCGUUUGGUGCACAGGAUAAGAGAAUUAUGUAACCUCGGUCUAUAAUUGAGAGCUAUUUUGUUUUGUAA
Messenger RNA from Trifolium pratense (red clover), 2346 nucleotides. RefSeq names its product probable polygalacturonase. Bases 408 to 1838 code for a protein of 476 amino acids. Lineage: Eukaryota; Viridiplantae; Streptophyta; Magnoliopsida; Fabales; Fabaceae. Gene Ontology annotation, biological process: carbohydrate metabolic process. The transcript has 5 exons. The record is from RefSeq and is a predicted model, not a curated record. Gene Ontology annotation, molecular function: polygalacturonase activity.